Beta vulgaris subsp. vulgaris (sugar beet) is the source of this 744-nucleotide messenger RNA. RefSeq names its product protein NONRESPONDING TO OXYLIPINS 2, mitochondrial. The record is from RefSeq and is a predicted model, not a curated record. Bases 122 to 394 code for a protein of 90 amino acids. Lineage: Eukaryota; Viridiplantae; Streptophyta; Magnoliopsida; Caryophyllales; Amaranthaceae. The transcript has 3 exons.
AGAAAAGAAAAAAAAAAUUUUCAGUCGGUAUUGUGGUAAUCAAAAAGCCAAAAACCUAGAAGGGUAAAACCCUAGCAAUCUAGUAUCAAUCAACCCUUCUACCUCUCUCUCUCCUCCUGCAAUGGCGUCUCGUUAUCGUUCCAUCUCAAGACCAACUUUCAAUCUUCUCAAAUCCACAUUUACCCAAAAACCCACUUCUAAUUCCAUCCCUUCUGUUCGCCCUUCUUUCUCCUCCCCUUCAUUUUCAAGGGUUUUAUCACAAAUGGGUGCAGUUCAAUCUCUUCUUCCACUUCACUCAGCAGUAUCUUCAGCUCGUUUGACAUCUUGUCUUGGCAUAGAUUCAACCAGCUCAAGAUCUUUGUCUCAGGAGCUUGGUCUCAGUGUACCUCGAUAAGAUGGGAUAAUAGCCUGGAACUAGAGGAUAAAUACUUCAACAAGCUGCAGCAGGGCCGUAUAACCACUGUGAAGUUGUUCCUGACAAAUUCUGUAUGCAACACCACCAUGCUUUAACAUUAUCAUAUUUCAAGGAUAUGAAGUAUAUUGCUAGACAAAUUUUGUUUUAUCUUAUUGUUGAAUAGCGAUCCAGUGACUGAUAAGUUUAUCAUAAAAGGUUCUUUUAGGCCAUUUCAUUUUCAGGCAAACUGAAAUUUUCAUGUGGAAGUAAAAAUUUCUCCUAUUCAAGUUUGAGAGUCCAGCGAUUUGCUGGUUAAGCGAUAUAGCUGGAUGGCUUGCUUUGAUAUCAAA